Molecule: messenger RNA, 615 nt
Organism: Meloidogyne enterolobii
Lineage: Eukaryota; Metazoa; Nematoda; Chromadorea; Rhabditida; Meloidogynidae
Source: the annotation of a GenBank genome assembly
AUGAAAGCAAUCAGGCUCUCUGUUUACUCAAGCAAGUGUCGUCUUGAUAAAUUUACAAAUCAACGGCCAUCUUUAAACAAUCCAAAAAAAUUAUUUGAAGAAUUUAAGAAGCGUGGACCUUUUCAUUAUUUACAAUUUUGUUAUUGGAAGUUAGGAGAUUUAAAACAAGCUGUCAAGUCAGCCUUUACUUUUUUAGUGGCCAAUCCUGGUGAUGAAGAUACUUUGAAUAAUUUACAUUUUUAUAUGGAACAGCCUGGAUUUGAGCGGGAAAUGCUCAUUGAUGAGUGGCAAUAUCGUCAUGAGGUAUAGCUUUACUAAAAUCAUACAUAUAGCUUUACUAAAUCUCUUCUACCUGAUCCCUUCAAAACACCCGAGAUAACUGGGGAGGUUGGGAUUAGAUUUUUUGUAGUGUAUUAGACAUGAGAUAUAUGGGAGAGGGUGGAAAAUAAUGUUUAUGAUAUUUUGGAGAUUACUUGGGAAGGAUAAGAUUUACCUGGAAAAGGGAGCUUGUGAGGGAAAUAAAAGUUAUACCAUCGUGUAGAGCAUCGUCGAAAACCUUUAUGGUUUCCGGCUUUUUCGGCUCCGACCCCCAUUUCGAAAAGUUAUAGGUCUUCA